GUCAUGUCCCUUGGCCCAUGUUCAGCCAGCUGUGGUCUCGGCACUGCCACGCGCUUGGUGGCCUGUGUGCAGCUGGACCAAGGCCAGGACACAGAGGUGGACGGGGCGGCCUGUGUAGGUCUGGUGCGGCCGCAGGCCAGCAUCCCCUGCGUCAUCGCCGACUGCACCUACCGGUGGCACGUCAGCGCCUGGAUGCAGUGUUCCGCCUCGUGUGGGGAUGGCAUCCAGCGCCGGCACGACGCCUGCCUUGGACCCCAGGCCCGGGUGCCCGUGCCAGCCGACUUCUGCCAGCAUUUGCCCAAGCCGGUGACGGUGCGGGGCUGCUGGGCUGGGCCCUGUGUGGGGCAGGGGACACCCAGCCCGGUGCCCCACGAGGAAUCCACUGCUCCUGGCCAGACCACAGCUGCCACUGCUUCCCCGGCGUGGCCCCAGCCCCGGGCCCACCUCCUCUCCCCAGCUCCCCGGCCGCAAGGACUCCCGCCCGGGCCCCAGGAAAGCCCAGCAGAGUCCAGUGCCUGUGGCCGGCAGCACCUUGAGCCAACAGGAACCAUUGACAUGCGAGGCCCAGCGCGGGCGGACUGUGCAGUGGCCAUCGGGCGGCCCCUGGGUGAGGUGGUGACCCUCCGAGUCCUCGACAGUUCCCUCAACUGCAGUGCUGGGGAGAUGCUGCUGCUUUGGGGCAGGCUCACGUGGAGGAAGAUGUGCAGGAAGCUGCCCGGCAUGGCUUUCAGCUCCAAAGCCAACACGCUGGUGGUGAGGCAGCGUCUUGUGCAGCCGCGAGGCGGAGUGCUGCUUCGGUAUUCGAGCCAGCCUGCCCCGGGAGCCUUCCACCGAGGAUGUGACAUGCAGCUCUUUGGACCCCGGGGUGAAAUCGUGAGUCCAUCAUUGAGUCCGGAUGGGAGGAACAUGGGGGGCUGCCGAAUCUUCAUCGACGUGGCUCCACAGGCCCGGAUCGCCAUCCAUGCCCUGGCCAUGGACAAGGGCACCAGAACCGAGGAGACUGAUUCCAGCUACAUCUUGAUCCGGGAUAUCCACAGCCUGAGGACGACGACAUUUCGUGGGCAACAGACGCUCUACUGGGAGUCAGAGGGCAGCCAGGCAGAGAUGGAGUUUAGCCAGGGCUUCCUGGAGGCGCACACCAGCCUUCGGGGCCAGUACUGGACCCUCCGGGAUAGAGCUCGUUAGCCUGACGAUGCCCCGCAUCUCCAAGCACAUCCUUCAGUUGACCAGCCGGCACAGUGGGAUACCUCCUCCCGGUCCGGGAAGGGAAAGGAAGGAACCUGACAUUUAUGAGCACCCGUUAGGUGCCUGGCUUUCCAAUUCGAAUUCCCUCCAAUCUUAAGUAUCUCCUUUAGGGCUUCCUCCAACGUGCAAAACGUUAGAGGGUGGGAGGGGAGACUCUCUGGAAAAGCAGCUCCCAGCCCCUCGGGUACCAAUAAACGGA
Physeter macrocephalus (sperm whale) is the source of this 1444-nucleotide messenger RNA. RefSeq names its product A disintegrin and metalloproteinase with thrombospondin motifs 13-like. Gene Ontology annotation, cellular component: extracellular matrix. Gene Ontology annotation, biological process: proteolysis; extracellular matrix organization. Gene Ontology annotation, molecular function: metalloendopeptidase activity. NCBI's taxonomy places the organism in Eukaryota, Metazoa, Chordata, Mammalia, Artiodactyla, Physeteridae. The record is from RefSeq and is a predicted model, not a curated record. The transcript has 6 exons. The coding region runs from base 4 to 1185 and encodes 393 amino acids.